This is a messenger RNA of Nicotiana attenuata, 1887 nucleotides long. RefSeq names its product auxin-responsive protein SAUR50. The transcript has a single exon. Lineage: Eukaryota; Viridiplantae; Streptophyta; Magnoliopsida; Solanales; Solanaceae. Gene Ontology annotation, biological process: response to auxin. The coding region runs from base 1 to 381 and encodes 126 amino acids. The record is from RefSeq and is a predicted model, not a curated record.
AUGAAAAUGACAGAGAGUUUCUUUCUCCGGGCAUGCCAAAACAAAUGGCAAAAGAAGGGUGGCAAAGACAUACCUUCAGCGGCUUGCGACAAAUGCUGUAAAUGGACUAUUUGGCCUUUCCUUAAGGAAGAGAAGGCUAUCCCGAGGGAUGUUCCGAAAGGUCAUGCGGUAGUUUAUGUAGGGAAGUACCAAAAGAGGUUUGUAAUCAAAAUCACCUUGCUGAAGCAUCCGCUCUUCAAGGCAUUGCUGGAUCAAGCUCAAGAUGCUUAUGAUUUCACUACUCAUUCGAAAUUAUGGAUCCCCUGCGAUGAGAACAUCUUCAUUAGUGUCAUUAGAUGUGCCACAUCACCAGAAAGCCGACGCAUCUCAAUCUGUUUCUGAUGUUGCUAUCACAAAGCUCGUGACCGUAAUUCAUCCAUGAUGCUUAACUCAUUGUUUAGAAUGUCGGCAUCUGUAACCAUAACCUGUUGUAUACUAUAUCUAUUGUAUGUAAAUUCAUUGCCUACGAAGUCGAAACGCAUUAAUUCUCCGUUGAGUCAACCGAAAAGAAUCUAGACGGGCCGUCACCUUAAGUGCUCAUUCUUCUUUGCUACUGUAGAACUGAUCAUUUCUAGAAAUGUUAUGCAACUCCUGUACAAGGCACAGUACUCAAGAUUGUACAUUGAGUGAAAUGGAAGAAUGUCAGUAGACUAUUUCAGAAACAUUCCACCCUUCUAAACUGCUCGACUUCUCCUAACAAACAUCCCUUUGAUCAUUUCAAUGGGAAUGCCAGUUCUAACAGCUUGACAAUAAGCACUAAGUAUAGGCAUAAUUCCAAGUGCCACAAUAAGUUCAGGGACCAGGAAACAAUAUAAAAUCUACAGUGUAGAAGAAGUUGUUAAUUUUAUUUUAUCACUAUUUUAGCUAUGAGACUAAAAAGGCAAGAUUGCAACAAUUACAAGCAUUUUCUCACAAUCUGCAAAAAGACAAGCUAAAUUGAAGAUAUAGAAGCCUUCAUAAGCUAGGCCCAAUUCGUACGAGCACUAAAGGGCAGCCCGGUGCACUAAGUUCGUACGAGCACUGAGAAACCAAAUUUGACACCGGAAUAAACUACACUAAAGUUCGUAGACCGAAAUGUAUGUCAGACUGUUAACACUCUGCACACAGAUUUGUAAAGCAGCUCAAGGCGUAUUAUUUAAUCAGUUCCAGGAAGAGAGAACACGAAUAAACAUUAAGCACAUCAUGGCAUUUUACGGCAAGAUAGAAAGCAUCCAUCCAGCGAAAGAAGGGGAAAAGAAAAACCAGAAAUGCAACCCAAUGUUGUAUAAAGCAUAUGACAAACAGCCCAACGGGCAACGGCUCCACAGAGAUUUUAAUCAACAUGAUAAUAAUGUAGCAAGGACAGUAAACCUCUAUAAUAGAGGAGAAUAAACAGUCUCAUUGCUAUGUCAGAUCCAAGACUGUGACACUACCGCAAUAAGACAGUUUCUUUUUCUUCUGUUAUGUUGAUUAAAUAACGAGUAGAUGUUGAAUCAUGUAAACCUGCAAAUGUACAAGUUUAAAUUGUUAGAAAUUGGACACAUAUAUUUAUUUGAAGAGUCAAACACAGCACCUUACAUGCAAGUAAUUCUUUGGUCAAACACGUGAAAAGUGUUGUUGCUUGUCGGCGGUGAGAUUCGAACCAAAACCUAUGCCUACACUGAUACAUAUUGAAACAUGUUGAGUUAUGUGAAUUUAUCAUCUUAAGCUUUUACAGAUGGAACGCCUUUAUUUAUUUUUAGGUGCAAGAGUAGAGCACCCAAAGCAAUCCUUUAGAAAAAAAAAUGAAGGUUUUCAAAAAGACAACUAAUCCUCUGUUCUCAUCGUAAGCAGGGCAAAGAAAGUUUUGCAAUCCUCGAGUUGCCUAGC